ACAUUGACUUGGAGAUUUUUAUACACGAUGUUAAAUAAAUAAUAGAGUUGAGCCGUUUGCUUUCGAAGAUAUGUGAGAUGAUCUCGUGUAUAUUCUACAAGCCUACUGUCGACCACAGACUGUGAGAUGUUCUCAGGUGUAUUCCACAAGCCUACUGUCACACUUGGGCUGUUGGGGUCAUAAAUAUUAUAUGAAUAUAUCUUCCUGACUGGCGGUUGCCUAAAUGCUCGGUUUGUUUUGACGAUGGGCAUUUUACUGAUGCAAUGAGCAACAGGGAAAGCGAUUCUAGUAGCCCGGAUAUGAACAGUGACUCUCCUAGAGGUCACAAGGGGAGACAACAAAGGCCGGAACUACAACGAGAGUACUCGGACCUGACUAAACAAAAGCACGAGGAGGUUGUCAUGAAGCUGCUGGAGGACUUUGACAUCGAGGACACAAAGGACAAGUAUCGAUGCAGCCGUGGUGAAAUUACUUAUGUUCCCAAGCGCAGGGGUCUUGCAGACAACCAGUUCCGAGCUGAAAUGCGCAGACUCAUGGGGUCAGAAGUCAUACACUUGAAUGACCGGAAGUGGAACGAGAGAUUCCAGCGCCGUCUUCAGGAAGAAUACGAGAAACGACUUGACCGGAAGGAGGAUGAGUUGGCAGAAGCCGAAGCCGUGCGCAUCCGGAAGUUGAAGCUUGAAGGCCUAGUUCCAAUGUCAGCAGAAAAUGGCGCGGAUGAAUACGGCCACGUGACAGGAGGAAGUGGUAAAAGGUCAAAAGAAAAGAGGAAAAGAGGGCACAAGUCUAGGAAAAAAAGAUCCCCCAGUCCUUCUCCCCGUGGGACCAGAUGUAGGAGUGCACCGCCGGCUCGGCCAGUCACGUGGUACAAACCGUCAGAGGACAUCCCGACUCAAGUAGAGCUCAUGAACAAGCGCAGGUCCCGUAAACACAGCAUGAGGAGCCGCGACCGUUCCAAAUCGAGAGAUGCGUCAAGUGGUAACAACGAAAGCUCCCCCAGAGAAGACAGAUCCACGUCACCGGUCGGAUCUGAAGGAAGUGCGACGUCACGUCAGAAACGGCCUCGGGAAAUCAAGGACUUAUACCAGGAGGAGACUGUUGAUGGGUUAUAUGUCAUGGCUGAGAGGCUAGUCUAUAUAGACCCACAUCCGAAACAAAAAGGGAAGAAAGACGUCACGAUUACUGUGGCGUAUUGAGACGUAACGCAUAGGACAAGUGUCGACCUUUCUGAUUCUUCCUCAAAGCCUGUACAAGAUAUUCCGUGGAUAUCUACCACCUAUACCUGGUGUAAGGAGAUACUAAGUGCCAUUGCAAUCAAACCCAUUGUGCAAUACUGCUGAAACGUAGUGGAAUUAACACUUUUAACAAUUAUUGUCAUAAGCGGCAUUAACACAUGUCGCUUAUGACAUUGUCACUUCCGCCAACGUCACUUCCGGUUUGUGUUUUUUUUCAAUGGCAGCACUCUGUUUUCCUCUCUUUCUUUGCAUUUGCAAUUAGUCUUGAGUUUAUGUUUCAAAUUUAGGAUUUUUUAUGAGAAUUUGUUAUAGUAGCUAUCUGACAGGUGCUUAACCAUGAAAGUUACCAUGGGAAGUAGGAGAUAGUUAUGUUUUUUGUUAUUAUUCAAAGUGAUUGUAAUCAUUAUUAAUCCAUACAUUAUAUACGCAUCGAAUUCGUGUAUAUAGUGUAUAUAGUGUCUGUCUCUUCUCAUAGUUUGAAUGACAUUAAGUUCUUCGAUAACCAGUGUUGUCAUGAUGCAAAAACAUGUACCGCUUUGAUAUUUGCCUUAUGUAUAUAAUCGUUGUUAAUGCAAUUACUGUUCUUACUAUAAUACAUGUUGCAAGUGUAGAAAUAUUUCUGCACAGAUCGAGAGUACCGACAGUACAGUUAUCAUCGGAAGGAGGUUGUGUAAGUUCAAGGGAUGGAGAUGGUUAUGCAAAUCGCUUCAAAUCAUCUUUUACUAAAUUUUAAGAAACAUAUCUUAACAUAUUAUGGAUGAAAAAGAAAAUGUAUGUAUUACAUUAACGCCGACACAUUUAUUUGUUCCUAAGAAGUAUUUUCUUUAAAAAUGAGGCUGAUGAACAAUGGUCGAAUGUUUAGAUCGCAUCCCAUAAAAUCCCAUAAAAGGUUGUUAUCUGGUAUGCCCAUCAUGCGUGUGUCAAUGCACCGGUCAAUACACACUAAAUCAGUUUUCUAAGAUACUGCAAAUUAAAUCAGUUUUCUAAGGUACACAUUAGCUCGUUUUCUUAGUUACACACUAAAUCAGUUUUCUUUGGUACACACUAAAUCAGUUUUCUUAGGUACACAUUGAAUAGGUUUUCUUAGUUACAUACUAAAUCAGUUUUCUUAGUUACACACUAAAUCAGUUUUCUAAGUUACACACAAAAUUAGUUUUCUUAGUUACACACUAAAUCAGUUUUAUUAGGUACAUACUAUAUAGGUUUUCUUAGUUACACACUAAAUCAGUUUUCUUAGGUACUCACUGAAUAAGUUUUUUUAGUUACACACUGAAUCAGUUUACUUAGUUACACACUAGAUCAGUUUUCUUACUAGGUACACACUAAAUCAGUUUUCUUAGUUACACACUAAAUCAGUUUUCUUAGGUACACACUAAAUCGAUUGUCUUAGGUACACACUAAAUCAGUUUUCUAAGUUACACACUAAAUCAGUUUUCUUAGGUACACACUAAAUCAGUUUUCUAAGUUACACACUAAAUCAGUUUUCUUAGGUACACACUGAAUCAGUUUUCUUAGUUACACACUAAAUCAGUUUUCUUAGGUGUACACCAACUCAGGUUUCUUUUGUACACACUAAAUCAGCGUGAGAGUUACAAAUUACAUCCGCUUUCUAAGCUACACAUUCAAUCAGUUUUCAACGGUACACGUUAAAUCAGUUGUCUAAGCUACACAUUACUCAGUUUCUUAAUUUCAAAUUUAUUCAGGUUUCUAUUGUACACAUUAUAUCGGUUUUCUAAGUAAGGUACACAUAAAAUGAGGUUUCUAAAGCACAAUCGAAUCAGUUUUCUUUGUUCGCAAUUAAUCAGUUUUUUAAGUAAAAAAUCCGGGUUUCUCAGAUGCACAUUGAAUUAAUUUCUCAGGUCACGCACAUUAAAUCACUUUCGUUAGUUGAACAUUUAACAAGUUGUAAACCGAAGCAUUCCCUGCAAAGAAAAGCAUUUAGUUUCAAUAAAAGUCUGUUUCGAAAA
Messenger RNA from Haliotis rufescens (red abalone), 3202 nucleotides. Its product is annotated as protein FAM133-like. The record is from RefSeq and is a predicted model, not a curated record. The transcript is spliced from 8 exons. Bases 264 to 1196 code for a protein of 310 amino acids. NCBI's taxonomy places the organism in Eukaryota, Metazoa, Mollusca, Gastropoda, Lepetellida, Haliotidae.